Molecule: messenger RNA, 654 nt
Organism: Ostreococcus tauri
Lineage: Eukaryota; Viridiplantae; Chlorophyta; Mamiellophyceae; Mamiellales; Bathycoccaceae
Product: unnamed product
Exons: 1
Coding region: 1-654 (217 amino acids)
Biological process (GO): mRNA splicing, via spliceosome
Cellular component (GO): spliceosomal complex; U4/U6 x U5 tri-snRNP complex
Source: RefSeq, a predicted model, not a curated record
AUGGGCGCCCCCGCCGGGGUCGAUAACACCCAGCGACGACGAUGGGAUCGCGACGUCUACGCCGCGCGCGCGAUCGAGCGCGAGGGCGCGGCGACGGCGCGCGAGGGCGAGACGACGCGAGCGAUUGGACGGCGCGCGUCGAGGGGGGGGGGGCUGAUGAUUCGGGACGAUUUGCGCCUCGAUAACGUCAUCGCGCGCGAUUACGAACGUGAUUUGGCCUCGCGCGUCGGGUCGAGGCAGAUCGUGAACGCGGAGACGGGGGCGGGGAUGGGAUUUCAAUGCGCGGAGACUGGGGCGAUUUUACACGACUCGAGCGCGUACCUGGACCACAUCAACGGGAAGAAACAGAUGAAGGCGAGAGGGGUGUCGAUGCGGGUCGAGCGGUCGACGGUGGAACAGGUCAAGGCGAAGUUUGAUGAGGUGAAGAAGCGGAAGGCGGCGGCGGCGAAGAACGAAGGGAAGGGGUUCGAGGAACGGUUGGCCAUCGCGUACGAGGACGAAGACGCGGCGCGGGCGCGGAAAAAGGCGAAGGAGGCGGCGAAAAAGGCGAAGAAGAAGGCGGAGGAGGAGGCGAAGAUGGCGGAGCUCGGAGGUUUGGAUCCCGAGAUGGCAGCCAUGAUGGGAUUCGCGGGAUUCGGCGGCGGGAAAAAGUAG